AUGCAGCCGGACGCCUACGGGUGCGUUGUGGCGAACAGGUUUGGAAACCUUCUGGACGACGAGGCUGACCCGUUCGACCUGAUCAACAAAGUGGACACAGAGAAGGAGAAAAAAAAGAAGAAGAAAAAGCAAAACGAUGAUAAAAAUGUAAAGCAGAAAAAAACCGGCCAGAAGGAAUCCCAGAAGGACAGACGUGUUCCUAUCACCUCGGAUGCUGUAGACUCUGCUCCAGGUAAGGCUAGACAGCUUGGCCGCAGCAUCGCUACACACCCCACAUCCACAUCAUUCUGGCAGCUGCGACUAUUUCUAGAUUGGAUAGUCCUGCCAAAAGUGGCCAGCUUGCUUGGGCUGUGUCAGCUGCUGAUGGUGCAGGUUCGUAAGCUGCAGGCCCGGGCUGGACCUGUGAACGAGAGCGGAGACGGCAGUGAGGAGGCCCAGAGAGGCACCAGGGUGGCAGCUUUCAGGGAGCGUAGGGCCAACCAAGAGGAGUACCCUAAGGAGUUUCCUUUUUCUAAGCCCUCCUAUAAUCCAGACUUUGACCAAAGAGGCAGAGGAGGGAUCAGAGGAAGGAGAGGAGCACGAGGUGGAGGUGGUGGUGGAGGAGGAUACGUUAGGAACCAAGACAACUUUAAUCUGAGGGGCAAAAGAGAAUAUGAUCGUCACAACGGAACCGGUAUCUCCCCUGAGGAGAAGCGUGGAGGCAGAGGACCCUGGAACUGGGGCUGCGUUGACGAAGCUGCAAGUGAGUUAAUGGAGGUGACGUCUGAUUCUCCGGUCAAAUCAGAGGAACCGCAAGUACCAGCGGAGCAAGAGAAUCAGAAUUCAGCAAUCGAAGAGGAGGACGGAGAAAUGGUGGUCCAGCUUGCCAUGGAGAUGACCCUUGAUGAGUGGAAGGCCCUGCAGGAGACAAGUCGUCCCAAGGCAGAGUUUAAUAUCCGCAAAGCAGAGAACAAGAUUCCCUCCAAAGCCAAGGUCAUCCACCAGUCAAAGCGCAUUGAGAAUGUCAAGGAGCCUAUAGAGGACCUGGAGGAUGAGGGCAACUUCCUCCGCCGGUCUGUGAAUGACAUCACCUCCCUCCUUGACAUCAAUUUUGGGAGUCUUGGGCGCCCUAGCCGAGGGGGUCGAGGAAGGGGUGCACGAGGUGGUCCGAGCGCUCGCCCAGAGAGACCCAAACCCAUACUGGAGAGGGGAGAUGAACUAGCUCCUGACCCUGAUGACCCAGAAGACUUCCCAGCGCUAUCAGCAGGAAGAUAACAGAGUUCACUUGUCUUCAUUUAGCUCCUGUGGGGAAAAUGGGUUGCACUUAACACUUGCUAGAAAAUACUGUUUUCAUGUUUCUGCUGUUCUUAAGGUUUGGGGGUUUUAUUGUAUUUGAUUUAUUGUUCCAU
Messenger RNA from Scomber japonicus (chub mackerel), 1388 nucleotides. Its product is annotated as intracellular hyaluronan-binding protein 4-like. The record is from RefSeq and is a predicted model, not a curated record. Gene Ontology annotation, molecular function: RNA binding. Lineage: Eukaryota; Metazoa; Chordata; Actinopteri; Scombriformes; Scombridae. The transcript has 8 exons. Gene Ontology annotation, cellular component: nucleus; cytoplasm. The coding region runs from base 1 to 1254 and encodes 417 amino acids. Gene Ontology annotation, biological process: positive regulation of RNA splicing; positive regulation of translational initiation.